Nerophis lumbriciformis (worm pipefish) is the source of this 2567-nucleotide messenger RNA. RefSeq lists its product as uncharacterized. Gene Ontology annotation, cellular component: nucleus. The record is from RefSeq and is a predicted model, not a curated record. NCBI's taxonomy places the organism in Eukaryota, Metazoa, Chordata, Actinopteri, Syngnathiformes, Syngnathidae. Gene Ontology annotation, biological process: regulation of gene expression.
CUUUGGAAGGCGCCACGAUGGCGGACUGAGAAGUUUUCAAUAUUUGUUUGUACAGCAAAUAUGGGAACAAAUAUCUCCAAGGUGUGUCUUUUACAAAGCCCGCGAAAGGAAAGUUAAGUUUGGAGCGGCGGAUUAUUACCUGAAGUGAAGAUUGAAGACUUGCUCGAAGAUGGACGACUACUGCUAUGCUAAGAUGGCGACGUCAUGGAAAAGAGAAAGAGAACAUUCCAGCAAAUCACCAACGGGGAAAAAGAUGAGAACUGAAGACAAAAAUGAGCGAGUUGAAGUUUCCAACAACGUCAUUCUGGAGACUAUCGUAAGCCGCGAAAAGAGCGUGGAUGAGAAAUUAGCCGACUAUGUUGAAGAACGUAAACAAAGGACCGCCAUGAUUGUUCGCUUGAAGAAGGCAGUGGAGUUCACAUCAGAGGAGAUGAAAGAAUGCAAAAGUCAAAUGAAGAAAGUGGAAGAGCAAAACAAGCGCUUGUGUAAAGGAAAUAAUGAUGUGAAAGAAGAGAUGUUGGGGAAGAGUAAGAGAUGUGAAGAGAAGACUGGACCACAUGUCUACAUCAACGUGCAGAGGAUUGGAGACGUCCAGCAGCUAAAUGGUCCUUCAGAAGAACUUCCUCCUCGGUCGCAGGGGGGGAGAGCCACUCUGAAACAGGAGGAUCCACAGCCCCCCUACAUUAAAGAGGAAGAGGAGGACCUAUGGAUCACUGAGGAGGAAGAGUGUCUUCUAAAGCAGGAGGAGGCUGAUCUCACCAACUUGCCACUGACUGUUGUCUCUGUGAAGACUGAAGAUGACGAGGAAAAAACACCUACUUUUCCUCGGUUGUGUCCUGCGGACGUCCGGCAGCUCAAAGAACGUCCUCCUCGGCAGCAGGCGGAGAGCUCCACUUUGAAACAGGAGGAUCCACAGCCCCCCCACAUUAAAGAGGAAGAGGAGGAACUCUGUAUCACUCAGGAGGGAGAUUGUGUUCCAGGACUGCAAGAGCCGGAUCUCACUGUUGUCACUGUGGAGACUGAAGGUGAUGAAGAGAAACCACAACCAGACCACCUCUCAGCUCCACCAUCAGAUAGUGAGUCUGAAGACGAGGAUGAAGGAGCUUGGAGCAGCGAUACAGACUGGGUGUGUUAUAUCAAGCCUCACACUGACAACAAACAGCCGAAACGGCCAAAAGAGAAGACGGAUAGAAAAUGUUCAGUUUGUGGUCGGGACUUUACUCGAAAGAGCAACCUGACUCUACACAUGAGAACGCACACGGGAGAGAAACCUUUCAAGUGUUUGGCUUGCGACAAAAGAUUUUCCCAAAAGGGCAACUUGACGGAGCACAUGAAAACGCACACGGGAGAAAAGCCGUUCAAAUGUUCAGUUUGUGGUCACAGGUUUGCUCAGAAGGUCACCAUGGUCGAUCACAUGAAAACACACACAAAGGUCAAAUCUUUUUCUUGUUCAGUUUGUAGUAAAAUAUUUAUUUACAAGGGAUAUUUCAUCAGACACAUGAAAACGCAUACAUCAUAAGUAUAGUUGGAAACAAAUCAUUUAUAGGGCAAAUAUUGAGCUUUCUUUUUGGCGCUGUCCUCAAAUCUAAACAUCAGACAUGGAAAUGAUCAGCUGGACUCUCGAUUGCUGCGGGGUACGUGAGAGAUUCCUGGGAUAAAUGGAGAACCAUGUGCCUCUCAGUCCUUUCCACCGAGGACGUGGAAGACAUCUACCCAUUUGUAACCGUGAUCGCGGGGCACCUGCUGAUUGGGCUGGGCAUUGCUCUGGUGUUUGGUCAAAUUCGUAAGACGAUGGCAGCCACUCAAGGAGCCCAAAGGCUGUUCGUCGCAAUGGAAGGUUUGGGCCGGGCUGUGGUAUCACAGACUGUGGAGAUUUCAUGGAGAAGCUUGCUGAAAAGGAAAAUUGAAUUGAAUAUGACAGCAGCCAGCAUGGACCAAUAGAACAGACAAGUCAUUGUAUUGUCUGCUCGCGGAAAACAAACAUCCUAAUCUACGAUUUGACUCCCUCGAAUGGCCUUGACGCUGUGAACAACAUGACCAGGCUGUUCUGAAAACACCCCCGAGGACACCUCAAUGAUGGACGCUUUUGACCUCCCUCCCUCCGCAACGACACCCGGAGUCGAACUUUUGCAGAUCGGCCUCAGUCUAUGAACAUUACAUCAUCACACCCAAGACAAUUGGGCACAUACACACACCCCCCCACCACCGCUUGUUUCCCCUCAGGGUGAUGGUCGGCUGGCAGCGCUUCAUAGCAGCAGUCGACCUCCAGGGUCCCAACUCCCCGCCCCUCUGUUGCGAGUUGUCGUGAUUAAAUGUAACGUGUUUAUGUGUGCAUUGCAUGGAGGUUUUUUCCCACUCCAGACUAGGCCCCCUUAGGAGCCCAGUCUAGAUUGUAUUUUUUUACUCAUCUUCUUCCCCAGCGUUUUACCUUUUUUUUAAAAUCUUUUACGGUGCGCCUUUGGCGACCCAUCAGCGUUCCUGUUCUGUAACCCUGCACACUGUUUGUUUGUCUCAUCUUGAACGGGUUUGUGCUGAAAACAUAGUUUUGUUGUACUUGUGCAAUGACA